Closterium sp. Naga37s-1 is the source of this 1176-nucleotide messenger RNA. The record is from the annotation of a GenBank genome assembly. NCBI's taxonomy places the organism in Eukaryota, Viridiplantae, Streptophyta, Zygnematophyceae, Desmidiales, Closteriaceae.
AUGGUGAUCAAAGGCUGGCUUGAGCCAGAGCGCGUUGUCGUUACUUCUGCGGGUUCCGGUAGGUCGCCGGCAGUGUCUGGCUCGGUGGCUGCCUCGAAGAAGCCGCCACUGACGUUUGCACUGAAACCGCCUCCUUCCAUGCUGGAGGCCCCGAAACCACCAGAGCAGGCUCCACCUGCCGCAGAGCCUCAUCCUCCCGCUGCGGCUGCUCCUCACGCGCAUGCUCCUGCGGGGCCUGCUCUCGUUGCCCCUGUUGCUCCUGUUGCUCCCGUUGAGUCUCCAGUUCCCGUUGUCGUUGUUGAUGCCCCCCCGGGCACCCCGGUCCUCGAUGCGCCGCAUGUCUCUGUCGCCCUGCCUGCACCGGUUGCUGCUGUUGGUUUGUCGCCGCACGCGGUGUCCGCCACCACUGGCGGCCCGGGCCCGGGGGAGGUGGGGGGGGGCGUUGCGCUGUCGGCUCCUGUCCUACCGACUGCGGCAACAUCGGUGCCACCCUCGAACGUCCUGGCGGUUCCUGAUCCCGCGCCGUACGCUGCUGCUCCCCUGGCUCAGCGUCAGCCGUCUCCGGGCCGCCAGCAGCAUUGGCCUCACUCUCCUGUGCCCCCCGUUCCCCCUCCCCCAGCUCCCUCUGCAUCUGGUGCUGCUCAUGGGAACCGCAUGCGCCUGCCGUGGGUUCCUCCGGUGGCGGGUAUGGAGUUCGUGACCGCGGCCGGAGGACCGGUGACGGCGCAGUAUCCAUCUCUACUGCCUAUUGCUCCUGCUCCUCUGGCUGCAACGUUGCCGGUACAGUCACUGGUGGGGCCAACUCCGUCAGCCGUGGUGCCGGAGGCAUCUCUGGGGCAGCUAUGGCACCUCUCUGAGGGUCUACGGGCUGUGCACCUGAUUCAGGUGUAUGAUCACGCAGCUCUUUCUCAGGGUGUCCCUCUGUACGGUGGCCCUCGGGACGAGUGCCUGGAUGCCGCUGAUCGGCUGGCCGAGCUCUUGGCGCCCGUGUUGGCUGCGCCCGCGCGGGGUGGAGUUGCAGGCGUUGGACAACUUGGGACGGCGGUCUGUGGUCUCCGCCGGUUUCUGCGCGCAAGGACUGCUGUCGACUUGAUCGGCGCAACCACAGUGGUGGUGCGCGAGCUGCAUCGCUCUCUGACGGGUCUUCUCGCCGUCCUUGACGCGGAUCAGAUGUAG